UUGGUUCUCCUCUCUAGCACCGCCUCGCAUACCGCUGGCUACUGACCUCAGUUCCUGGUGGCUCACAAUCACGGGUUGUGCCCGGAGCCCGUGGAGGCCUGGGCAGUGUGGUCACAAUGAUGGAGCCGCGGGAGGUAAAGGAUCGAAUCUUGGAGAACAUAUCGCUGUCUGUUAAAAAGUUACAAAGUUACUUUGCUGCUUGUGAAGAUGAAACUCCUGCCAUACGAAACCAUGACCGGGUCCUGCAGCGCUUGUGUGAGCAUCUGGACCACGCUCUGUUGUAUGGAUUACAAGACAUCUCAUCUGGUUACUGGGUGCUGGUGGUGCAUUUCACACGCAGGGAGGCAGUGAAGCAAAUUGAGGACCUACAGCAUGUGGCGACUCUCCUGGGCCGCAGUCGGGCCUGGCUGUAUCUGGCGCUGAAUGAGAACUCCUUAGAGAGUUACCUGAGGCUGUUCCAGGAAAACCAAAGCUUAUUGCAAAAAUAUUACUACAAGUGAGAAUCGCCCCUUGUGUGCAGCCAUGACCAUCUCACCCUUUUCCCUUACCCUUGGUGUCUGGGCUUGAGUUCAAUCAGAUUUGGACUGGAGCUGGAUGUCCCAUACGUUGACGUGGCUCCAUAUAUGCCUGAUUACUACAAACCACAAUACUUGCUGGAUUUUGAGGAACGCCUUCCUAGCACCAGACACAACUCGGACAGCCUUUCUCUCAACUCGUUCAAUUCUGCUAACUCUGCUAACCUGGAGUGGGACGAUAGCGCCAUCGCCCCAUAACUAUCGCCCAUCCGAGCGAGGGGCUUUCCUGCAGUGUCGUCCAUGCCCAGUAAAGACUGGAAGGUGGGGACUCGUCAUUCCCUAUGUAACACUCCUUUACCUUCCCGUGUCUUACAUAGUCGCUCCACAAUACAAGGAAAGGAACCCACCACACAGGUAAAUCCGUUUUACACAGACCUGUCGUCAACUGAUGUUACCCCAGGGGUCUGGGACAGCUGCCCAGACACCUGACACCCAGCGAACCCAUUACACAGGGGUUCAGAGCAGGACUUAACCUCCUUGGAUAUACUCCUCUACUACAACCAGCCCCCAACGAGACUACAGACCUUACAUCCCGACAGCACUGACAUCAACCAAGAUGCUGUAGAUGGCUUGUCCACCCUCUGAGUCAACACCAGUGCCAGUUCAAGCCAAAGGAAUGGGACUGCUUUUAAUUACGCAAAUUUUACCCGAAAAAAAAGCACAGAGCUGGAGGUCAUCAGGUGAGUGUUGUGUAAGAAGAAAUAAACCCAUUUAAGGAGGAGAGGUCCUCUCAGUGGAUGGAAAACUCAUCGCCCAAUGCUCAGUGCAUCUGAUCCAGAGGAUCCUGAAGCUGAUCAAGACAAGAGGUCGACUUCUUGUAAUGAGGUUCUGGAGGAGAAGCUGUGCGACCUCCCCGACCAAGCUCGCUUGCCCAAAAUGCAGGACACUUCGAUGGAGCGUGUUGGGCAGCCGCUAAGUGAGGUUAUAGAGAAGCUAAAUGGUGAGCUGGACCCUCGUGGCUGGAAUAGUCACCCCGAGCCCACUGACCAGUCCUUUCGGACUUGCCCUCCCGGGGACACUACCGGGGGGCACAAAGUCAGGACGAUAGCCAGGGAAAUUUCUGACCCCAUGGACUUCUACCACUUUACCCCAGAGAGUCCAAACACUUCUGCAACAAGUUAGGUGGCAACCAUGACCUCUGCAGGCCAAAGCCAACAGACACAUGUUUUUGUGGCCCUCAGAACUGAUCGACAAGAAGAACAGGGAAGAACAGUAAAGGAGGAGACUGAAAGAUCAUUAGAUGUGACGAGAGAAACACUUUUGACAACUCCCUCUUGUGAAAAGAGCCCUGUGCUCAGUAUUGCAGAGGACUCUGGGGUAGAUGAGGGUCAGGGCCCUUGUGAUGCGCCACAUCCUUGUGAAUUCAGGGUGGAUAAUAAUCUGCUUUUGCUGCUGAUGAUUCAUGUGUUCCGAGAAAAUGAAGAGCAGCUUUUUAAGAUGUUUCGCAUGAGCACAGGACACAUGGAGGGCGACCUGCAUCUGGUGUAUGUGCUGCUAACGAACUGUUACAUCUACUUACUGAGGAAAGGUGCUGCUGACAAGCCGUACAUGGUAGAGGAUUCUAUUUCCUACAGCGAGCUUGAUUACAUCUCUGUUGGCUUAGAUCAGCAGACAGUGACUCUUGUUUGUAUGAACAGGCGGCGGCAGUUCCUGUUGGACACUGCAGAUAUAACACUAACAGAGAUCUUCUUAGCAGCAUUGAACUCCGUUAUGAUCAACCUCUCCCGUGACGCCCCCUUUCCAGGAAUCUUAACUGAUGCCACCAUGGAGCGGCUGGCGCUGGCCAAGUUUGUAUCUCUGGAGUCUAAACAGGAAGCUUCUGAGGUGGUCACUCUGUUUUAUGGUCUGGUGCAUUGGGAAGAUCCCAUGGACGAUGCUUCGGGAUUGAUCAGCUCUCAUCAUUCAUUCAAAGAACAGUCUGUGUCCAAGGAGGGAGUUCUCUAUUAUAAAGCCAGCACGUCCUACCUGGGCAGGGAAAACUGGAAAAGUUGCUUUGUGGUUCUCAGUAAUGGAAUCUUGUAUCAGUAUCCAGAGAGGACUGAUGUUAUCCCGAUGCUGUCCAUUAACAUGGGCGGAGAGCAGUGCGGAGGCUGUCGGCGAGCGAACAACACCGAACGGCCCCACUCAUUCCAAGUCAUCCUCACAGACAAACCUUCACUGGAGCUGAGCGCGGCUAGCGAGGAGGAGAUGUCCGACUGGAUGUUGCACUUGUGUCAGGCCGUUUCUAAAGGGGUUAUCCCUAUGGGAGUGGCUCCCUCCCUGUGCCUCCCCUGCUGCCUAGUGCUAACUGAGGAUAAGGUGAUCACCUGCCACCAGGACUGCCAGACCAGCUUCUUCCGAGCCCUGGGGAUCUCUGAGCUGUGUGAUGUCGCUUCCCUGAGCACCAAGCAUGGCAAGGAAUACUGUAUACUGGAGUUUGCACAGGAUCGCAAUCAGUUCCUGCCCCCCUGGGUUCUAUACUUCAGCUGCCGACAAGAGUUGGAGAGAUUCACUUCUGCGCUUGGAGCUGCUUGGAAAGUCGCGUACCAGGUGGAUCUGCCGCACAAGCCAAUUCAGGAGGCCUCCCUGAGCAAGUGUGAGGAUGCUUUGUCACUUAUACACAGUGCCUGGCAGCGCAGUGACAGCUUGUGCCGCGGACGCUCCUCUCGGGAUCCUUGGUGUUGAUAAAAUCUCAAGAAGACACUAGAUGACGAGUAGAAAUGCAAAAGCUGCCCUGUGGUCUCAUGGGUAACUUGUCUGGUAGUCGAGCAAGGACAAAGGAAGACGAGCUUUGAACGCCGUGUGUAGAAGCUGUUGCUCCUCGUGUCUCUUCUACCUCUCCUGGAAUGGAAGACUCAGCCGCCUCCCUGUCUUCAAUACGUUGUUGUGGUCACGUUGGCAUUGGACUGGAUUACGGAGCUCACUCUCCACUUUUUACGUUGUAAAUGCCUGUUAAACAGAAUUGUAUAUCUUUAAAUAUAUAUUUAUAUAUAGGCCUUGGCGUGUAUAUAUGCUGUCUCCUGCUGGUUUACCACUUACAAAUCAGACCUUCUGCGGCGUAAGGAGGGUGUUCUGAUUGGUAGAAGCAGAAUUGAUGUGUCUUUUAUGGACACAACUGAUUUAUGCUAACUAACUCUGUUGUUGGGAGUUUGAUUGUAAAAGCCCAUAAAGUAAACAUGCUGCAAUAUACAGUGGUCUUUUUGCUAAGACCCCUGAGGAUCUUACUCUCUUAGGUUAAACUAACAUAACUAAUACGGUAGUUACUGCUGUGUUCCUCUGCAGAGCAUCUAGCUAUGACCAAUCAUUUGCAGGGUGUCAUAAACCGUAAGCUGAUUAUAGAUGAUACACUGGGGAACAGCCACAAAUACACCACUAUCUGCAGUUCACAAUCUGUCCUCUGCAAAAUCACAACUCAAAUUCGCAUUAUAUUUUGUUAGAAAAAAAUUGCAAUUUGAAUGCUUAUUCAAUGCUGUAACCAUGAGUGACACAUGCCACUGUAUAGAUUUCCUCCCAACACAUUGCUGUUUUUCAUUUUAAUACUAGCCCUUAAAGAUGAGAUUUCAGUAACAAUUCACUUCAUCAUAUGGGAGCAAUGCAUAGUCCUUGGUGCCUUUGCCCGGGCGCAGAGAGCCCUUUGCGCAUUACAGGAAGUAGUACGGAAUUCCACGUCCUCCUGCGUGUCUCACAAAUGUAAUUUGCACAAUGUUAUAGGAUUGUAAUGAUGGUUAUUAAGCUUGGAACAUAUUGUUUCAUUAUUGUUGUAUUUGUUAACACAACACACCCAAGUAAAACUGGUUAAAAACUGA
This is a messenger RNA of Bombina bombina (fire-bellied toad), 4360 nucleotides long. It is a transcript of the gene PLEKHM2, whose product is annotated as pleckstrin homology and RUN domain containing M2. Gene Ontology annotation, molecular function: kinesin binding. Lineage: Eukaryota; Metazoa; Chordata; Amphibia; Anura; Bombinatoridae. Gene Ontology annotation, cellular component: endosome membrane. Gene Ontology annotation, biological process: regulation of protein localization; lysosome localization; positive regulation of membrane tubulation. The record is from RefSeq and is a predicted model, not a curated record.